This is a messenger RNA of Mycena citricolor, 2898 nucleotides long. NCBI's taxonomy places the organism in Eukaryota, Fungi, Basidiomycota, Agaricomycetes, Agaricales, Mycenaceae. The record is from the annotation of a GenBank genome assembly.
AGAUUAUGACCCAAUAGACAUUCUCAAAUCGUUGGUAGAGUGCGGGAAUGCAUGGGCGGAAAGAAAAUCAUGCAGAAUGAUGCGAUAUGAAUCAUAAACCCAAUAGUAGAGACAGUAAGAUAGGUGAGUAACGUAACGAGAGACCAUAGGCGAAUAUAGACAGCGUAGAUAUUGAGUAGGAAAUUACAUCCGGUUUGAUACAGGAGGGUCAAAAAUUUACAUGCAGCGUGUUAGCGGCUAAAAACACAUUGGUUUGGGAAUCAAUGCUUCUCAGACUAAAGAGAUUCUUCAGGGGAAGGCAGUGGGAGCGGAAUGGCAGCCGGAGAGAGGGAGAUCGGAGAGACCGAGCCCGGGGAUAACUGGUCUGCAUAAGAAGAUUGCCGCUGGAAUGGGUUACGAGUGUUCAUGCGUGAAAUUGGCGAGGCUGAAAUGAUGCGUGAGAAAUAGGACACAAGUAGAUGGUCACAUACAUAAAACAUUGGAAGCAAACCAGCGCACAGGAAUGGUAUUCAUGUCAUAGUCGUCGAAUGUCUCUCCGUCCGGCGUGGACAUGUUACGGCUGGAUUGAGUGGAACGCGCGAUGUCAAGGUCGUCGCUCAAAUCCUGGAGCAGGGCCCGGCCCUUGCGUGAGUAUGGGCGUUCCUGAUGAAGAGCCGGCAGAGAAACGGCUGGAUGACGCCGAGUGAGGAGCACAGGCGAGGAAGGCGGAAAGAAGGACGGUCGGAGGAUGGAAAGGAACUCUUCGAGGGCUUCCGUUGGAAGCGACCUGGGACAUUAAGUCAGUCGACUAGCAGGCUUCACGGCUGGAAGAAAGCCUAAACUUCAGAUACUGACCUCGGGGACGAACGAGCAGACGGGGAAGAUAAUUCUUUAUCAGAGUCACUGAGAGAGAUGACAGGAGUUUUACGAUCAUCGGCUGCGUCUGAGAUAUCUUCCGAAACACGAGCACGUUCGAAAAGAUCCGGUCCCGACAAGAUUCGGUUACGGGCAAGAAGGGUAUUGAACCGAAUGGGCCGUGGAGCGACGAGGACUGGGUUGUCGGAGGGCAUUAAUUCAAGAGAUUGGUAAACAAAGAAACGAAGAUUGUGUGGAUGGAUUGAUAUAAAAGUAGAUUGCGGAUAUGGAGUGGUUGAGCAGUGGCGCGUUGUGACGGCUGGAGACAAGGAACGAGCUGUUUGGAUGAGUUUACAAGCUUAGUUAGCCUGACUUCAAUCACUUCACCUCGGCUGAGUUCGGCAAAGUCAUAUAUGUUCCUCCAUGUUGUGCACCCCCCUUCUCUGACUUCGUCUAAUGGCUGGACAGUUUACCAACACCUCGGAAGACUGUUGAUGAUCUCCGGAUCUUUUCACCUUCGACGGCUUGCGGAGAUUGAAUCGGUCUUCCAGCAUUUACGAGAUGGGAUAGAGUGAAGCGUUAUAAGAGGCCGCCUCGGUCCACCUCUCCCCCACUGCUGUCCUAAUGCCCCCAUCAUCCGACGAGACGACUCCUCUCUUGACUGAUGGUUCUUCUCUCGAGGAGCAGAGGGAAAGCAAGGCAGCAGCAACACCAAUCCCCAGGGCACAAUUGGCCGCAUUGUGUGUCGCCAGGCUGACCGAUCCUAUUGCAUACUGUCAGAUUUUCCCUUACAUCAACGCGCUCCUGGUCUCUCUCCAUGUCACCGAUGAUAUCUCGAAGAUUGGGUUCUAUUCUGGCCUCGUUGAGUCGACCUUUGCGGUGACACAGUCACUGACGUGUUAUUACUGGGCCACUCUCUCUGAUAAAGUAGGACGCCGACCCAUCGUUCUCAUCGGGUCGACGGGCCUUGCAAUCUCGAUCUUGUUAUUUGGCUUCGCGACCUCACUAACUCAGAUAAUUGCCGUUCGGGCUCUUGCUGGCUUUUUCGGUGGUAAUCUCGCCGUCUACCAUUCUAUCUUGGCCGAAAUCACGGACAUCAGUAAUCAGGCAGUCGCGUACCCACUCUAUUCGUUCACUUGGCCACUGGGUGCUACACUGGGACCGUUGUUGGGAUCGCAGCUGUCAAAUCUUGGCACCAAGUAUCCGGCCUAUUGGGGCUACGAUUUCAUCAUAGAGCGUCCUUACUUGAUGCCCAAUGUCGCCACUUCGCUGGUCGUUGUCACCGGUGUCUUUCUGGCUUAUCUGUUCCUAGAAGAGACACUGCCCAGCAAGCGGCCAGGUUUUUGUGUGCACGGUACAUCGAACAGCGGCCAGUCUACCUCGGAUUCACUGGGAGUCGGCGAACUGCUCGCAAUCCCCAUGAUCCGGAUACUAGCUUGCGCGGGAUUCAUGCUGGCGCUCAUUAGCGGAGCAUUCGAUGUAGUAUUCGUGCUGUUCUGCUAUACCCCAAUUGCACGCGGCGGGCUCUCAUUUUCGGUGGACGAAAUCGGCUAUGCUCUUGCCUUGAGCAGCAUCAUUCUUGCCCUGCUACAGCUAUUCGUGAUGCCCCAUCUGCUGCGACUGUUUAGGCCAGUUGUUCUUUUGCAUUUCACAAUGUGGAUGUGGCUGGUUCCCUUUGCGUUGAUGCCGUGGAUCCACAUCAUUGCAAAGAAUGGAUUGGCUGCAGGGACAGGAUCUCAAGAUCCUGAGAACUAUGUUCGGAUGUGGAUCGCGGUGGCGAUCAUGCUCAGCACUUCCCGAAUCGGAGCGCUGGGUUUUGCCGCCAACAUGCUAUUGGUCAAAGACCAAGCACCGAGCCCGAGCUCACUUGGUGCACUGAAUGGAAUGAUCCAGGUUAUCAUGGGGCUAUCACGGUGCUUCAGUCCGGUUUUUGUUAGCUCUAUCUACGCAUUGUCAAGCCACAGCCAAGGCCCGUUCCCUCAAUGGGUCCUCGUUAUGUUUGUUCUAUGUGGGGCAGGAGGUUGGAUCUCGCGCAAACUGCUCGUCUUGGAAAGACAGAAGUAA